Cyprinus carpio (common carp) is the source of this 1676-nucleotide messenger RNA. RefSeq lists its product as uncharacterized. Gene Ontology annotation, biological process: positive regulation of ERK1 and ERK2 cascade; interleukin-15-mediated signaling pathway; T cell activation. Gene Ontology annotation, cellular component: membrane raft; external side of plasma membrane. The record is from RefSeq and is a predicted model, not a curated record. NCBI's taxonomy places the organism in Eukaryota, Metazoa, Chordata, Actinopteri, Cypriniformes, Cyprinidae. Gene Ontology annotation, molecular function: MHC class II protein binding; protein tyrosine kinase binding. The transcript is spliced from 11 exons. Bases 305 to 1483 code for a protein of 392 amino acids.
AGUGUCAGUUGUGUGAGUCUCACGCUGGAUGUGUGAGAUUUGGCAGCAAUUUGUCGGUUUAGUUGAAAAAUACUGACCUCGAUUAAUUUUUUUAUUCAUAUGCAUAUUACGUUAUUGUUACCCUACUGUGAAUCUAGCCCUCAUUUCAAGGAUUUCCCACUUCAGAAGUGCAUUUUCUUGUGCAGGUUCUUUCGUAUCGGCUGGUUUCUCGCACACGGUUUUUGGCAGUUGGACUAAAGGUACAGAACUUCUUUGAAACUUUGUCAACAGAACAUAAAACAGCAUCCCAGUAAAAAAGAAUAGAAUGGCAACUUGCAAGAUCCUCUUUUUUCUCUUUCUUGCACUGUAUAUAUCAUGUGGGAAAUGUGAUGUGUUUUAUAAGCGAGUUGGGGAUGAGGUUUCCAUGAAUUGUGGGGCACCUUCAAACAGUGAUACAGAAUGGAAAUUUGAUAAUGUUCGCAUCUUUAUCGUCAUAGGCAAAACUGGAGCUAAACUGAAGGGUCCUUCCCAUAUUGUAUUAAAAGCAAAUACAAACGGAGAAUAUUUGAAGGUUUCCAGACUGGAGACAAGAGACUCUGGAAACUAUAUUUGCAGUUAUUCAGGGUCAGUGAAAGAACACAACGUUUAUGUUGUGUCAGUCUUUGCUAAACCAGGCCCAGUGCUGGUGCAGUCUAAUGAUGCAGAGCUGCACUGUGACAUUACAGGAAACUCAAAUACUGAAGUACAAUGGCUGAGACCCCCUAAUGGUCAAAAACAUAAUGAAAAGAGUCAAGUAAUUCAACUGAAGUCUGUGACUUUAAAAGAUGCAGGCCAGUGGACGUGUCAAGUCAAGGAUGCUUUGAAGCUCAGUGUAACACUGACUGUUGUUGAUCUCCAGACCACAGCUGUUAAUGUUUCUGAAGGGGAUGACACAAAGCUGCCCUGUUCUCUUCCUCAGAGUGUAUCUCAGCGUGUUGUGGAUGGGAAAUGGAAGGCUGACCACCUUUCCGAUGUCUCUUUCCCAACCCUGAAGAACACAGAAAACAAAGGCUUACACUGGAAUGGCAAGGAUUUAUCAAAAGUCAACUUUACUACUGAGCAACUCAGCACCAAAUUUGAUGUCACUUUGAAAAAUGUGCAGCAUAGAGAUGCAGGGAAGUUUGUGUGUACAGUGGAGUUUGAGGGUGGAGCGAGUCUACGUGUUGAGAUAACUUUGACGGUUUUGGACAAGCAUUCAGGUGGACAGGUGUUCACUAAAGGCAAAGGCAAAACACCUUCAGUUAAGGAAAUCUUGACCAAGAACGUGUAUGGCAUAGAGCUGUGGGUCUGGAUUGCUGUAGGAGCCAGUUCUGUGGUUCUUAUCGGACUUAUCGUCGUGACUGUUCUCGUCCGACAAAGGAACAAAUGGAUGAAGGAGCGGGUGAGGAAGCUGAGAUCCAUGCGGCAGCCUCUUACAGCCAAAGACUACUGCCGAUGCAAAAGAAUGAAUCUAAGAAUGAAGUAGAGUUGGAUCAGGGAGUGAGGUCACUUCCAGGGCCCAGACAAAAGCACUACCCAUGUUCACGUACAGCAGGCCCAAACCACACCAACUGAGAGGAGCAGAGCUCAAGACCCCGAAAAAACACCCCCCGCUGGGCCUGUGCUUUUAAAUGUGCUUCUUGCUUAAUGAUGCUAAAUAAAACAUGCACUUUUCAAGA